CAUGGAGGACGACGAGGGCGGCGUGCUUAAGGAGGGCUUCCUAGUCAAAAGGGGCCACAUUGUCCACAACUGGAAGGUCCGGUGGUUCAUCCUCCGACAGAACACACUGCUAUACUACAAGCUUGAGGGUGGCCGGAAAGUGACCCCUCCCAAGGGCCGCAUCCUCCUGGAUGGCUGUACCAUCACCUGCCCUUGCCUGGAUUAUGAAAACCGACCUCUGCUCAUUAAGCUGAAGACUCGAACAUCCACAGAGUACUUCCUGGAGGCGUGCUCUCGAGAAGAGAGGGAUGCCUGGGCCUUUGAGAUAACCGGAGCCAUUCAUGCCGGGCAGCCAGGGAAAGUCCAGCAGCUCCACAUACUGAAAAACUCCUUCAAGCUGCCCCCUCACAUCAGCCUGAAUCUCAUUGUGAACAAGAUGCACGACAGCAGUGGUGGGAUCCGGCCGAGCCCCAACAUGGAACAGGGAAGCACCUACAAAAAGACCUUCAUAGGCUCCUCCCUGGUGGACUGGCUCAUCUCCAACAGCUUCGCGGCCAGCCGUCUGGAGGCGGUGACCCUGGCCUCCGUGCUCAUGGAGGAGAACUUCCUCAGACCAGUGGGCGCCCGUAGCAUGGGGGCCAUUCGCUCUGGGGAUCUGGCCGAGCAGUUCCUGGAUGACUCCACAGCUCUUUACACGUUUGCUGAGAGCUACAAGAAGAAAAUAAGCUCCAAAGAAGAAAUCAACCUCAGCACUGUGGAGUUAAGUGGCCCAGUGGUAAAACAAGGCUAUCUGGCCAAGCAGGGGCACAAGAGGAAAAACUGGAAGGUGAGGCGCUUUGUUCUGAGGAAGGACCCGGCUUUCCUGCAUUACUAUGACCCUUCCAAGGAAGAGAACAGGCCAGUUGGUGGGUUUUCUCUUCGUGGCUCACUCGUGUCUGCUCUGGAGGAUAAUGGUGUUCCCACUGGAGUUAAAGGGAACGUCCAGGGAAACCUCUUCAAAGUUAUUACUAAGGAUGACACACACUAUUACAUUCAGGCCAGCAGCAAGGCAGAGCGAUCUGAGUGGAUUGAAGCGAUCAAACAGCUAACGUGAGUUUGGCAAGAGCCUGAGGGAAUAGGACCAAGAUUCCUUUCUGGUACCAGAGGUUUUUCUGGAGAAUGCGAGUGUUAAGAACUUCCUAGGAGGAGUUACUGUCUUUGAACUUUUGAUACCACUUUGGAGAGACUGCUACAUUCCUCAGUUAAAAACAGCAGUGGUGCCAUUUCCUUUGCAUCUUUGCAUCAUCAACCUGGAGAGACUACAACAGCCACUAGGCAUCAGCAUCUUGACUUUUGCUAGUCAUCACAUAAUCCUUUCCUUGGACACUAAAAUAGGUUCUCCUUGU
This is a messenger RNA of Chrysochloris asiatica (Cape golden mole), 1364 nucleotides long. It is a transcript of the gene PLEK2, whose product is annotated as pleckstrin 2. The record is from RefSeq and is a predicted model, not a curated record. Gene Ontology annotation, cellular component: plasma membrane. Bases 2 to 1072 code for a protein of 356 amino acids. NCBI's taxonomy places the organism in Eukaryota, Metazoa, Chordata, Mammalia, Afrosoricida, Chrysochloridae. The transcript is spliced from 9 exons. Gene Ontology annotation, biological process: intracellular signal transduction; actin cytoskeleton organization.